Messenger RNA from Uranotaenia lowii, 540 nucleotides. RefSeq lists its product as uncharacterized. Bases 1 to 540 code for a protein of 179 amino acids. The transcript has 2 exons. NCBI's taxonomy places the organism in Eukaryota, Metazoa, Arthropoda, Insecta, Diptera, Culicidae. The record is from RefSeq and is a predicted model, not a curated record. Gene Ontology annotation, biological process: cilium organization.
AUGAGUGUGACGGCCGAUCCUUGGACAGGCAUCGGUAACAACAGUAUUGAUCGAGACUCGACAGAGAUAGGCGGAUCAGCGGAGGCAGCAUCAACAUUACAAUUUGAAGAUAACUUUGAACCUGUAGUGGAAGCUUCGUCCAACAAUAAUCAGCUCCCUCGAGACGGUCGACUUCCAGAUUCCGAUAGCUAUCUGGCUACCUUAGAAAGCCGUUUGAAACGCCUGAAGACCAACCCGAGCGUCCUGCAGCAGCUGGCCGAACGGCGAGAGGCUUGCAUGCAACAUCUGCUGAACGAUUCGACAGCGCCAAUCGGAAACGAUCUCAGCUUGUACCUCGAGCUGGACGAGCCAGUCAACAAUCGGGAAAUCUUGCGUCUAAUCCGGCCCGAACAGCCCCUAUCGGUUGCAGAGGUGGUCCAUUUGGUAAAUCACGAUCAACUUGAGCGGCAGCAACAGGAACAACAGGAUCUAGCUGCUGUAGAAUUUGCCACAGGCAAGGACGGGGAGGAAAGUGGAACGGAAAGCUCGACCAGUCGCUAA